Messenger RNA from Psylliodes chrysocephalus, 1067 nucleotides. The record is from the annotation of a GenBank genome assembly. Lineage: Eukaryota; Metazoa; Arthropoda; Insecta; Coleoptera; Chrysomelidae.
UUUAAAUAAUAAUAAAAUAAUAAUAAAUUUAUCAAUAAAAAUAAGUAGUUUUACUGUAUAACGAUAACAAAAGGUUAUAAAAUAGCACAUGAAAGAGAUAUUUUGGCAAUACAGCUGUAUGUUCUGUUCCACGUGAAAAUAGAAGAAUAUAUUUAAUAAUAUAAUAGAUUGGCGGAUCAAUAUGAAGAUAACAUUAGGAUGUAUUUUGUUGCUGAUAGCAAUCGCAUUAGCAAAAUCUGAGCCACUAAGACUGGAUUCAAUUAUAAAUGGUAACGAUGAUGGAACAUACAGGUUCAAGAGGUCUCCUCAAGAAAAACCAUGGGAAAUUAGUCACAAAACAAACACAGAUGAAAAUGGUAACAUCAAUGCCGGUGUUAAUGUAAAAAAUAAAAACCUGAAUGUAGGUUGGGACCAAGUUUUCGAUGGAUCCGGUAAAUCAAAACCAAAUUUAAACAUAGGUGGGACAUACAGAUUCAAGAGGUCUUCAUAUAAAAUUGUUCCCAUAGUAAGGCCACAAGAUGACUUUUCUGGUCAAAGAAAACGUAUACCGAGGCCUGCUAUUUUGUAUUGAGUUUUCAAUGGUUUCGGUAAAUUUAAACCAGUCUAUUUUCCAAAUUUAAAUUAUCUUUAGAAUGCCUUAGAUAUAACUGAACAUUAGUUGCGAAUCAGACACAGAUCAAAAUAAAACUGCCAAUGAUAGUUUUGAUGUAAUAAAUUAGGAUGCAAAUUUCGGUUUUCACAAAGUUUUUAAAAGUUCUAGUCAAUGAAAAUAAGAAUUUUAUAGUAUGUUUAAUGUUUUUUCUGAUUUUGUUUUAGGAGAGUAGUGAAAUAAAUAAAAAUUUUGUAAAAUAAUAAGUUGUUGUUUUUAUUAUAAUUGAUAAUUUUUAAACUGUAGGUCAUCAUAUACUGAUUAGAUUUCAAAGCUUAAUUGUUGUAAUUAAUACCACAAGAUGGUUUUCAUGAAUCUCAUUUCAGAGAUAAUUUUGUAAAGUAAACUACCACAUGUUCUUAGUCAAUCUCUUGGUUAAUCUCUUUAUUUUUCGUUUGCAUUUACAUUUAUAUUUUCA